This is a messenger RNA of Patiria miniata (bat star), 2132 nucleotides long. Its product is annotated as protein downstream neighbor of Son-like. Gene Ontology annotation, biological process: nuclear DNA replication. The coding region runs from base 74 to 2026 and encodes 650 amino acids. NCBI's taxonomy places the organism in Eukaryota, Metazoa, Echinodermata, Asteroidea, Valvatida, Asterinidae. Gene Ontology annotation, cellular component: nucleus. The record is from RefSeq and is a predicted model, not a curated record. The transcript is spliced from 11 exons.
AUUUGACUGAAGUCAGAAGACAAUGACACUAGAUAAUAAGUGUCUCUUGAAAUUACUUCGUUUAUGAGAAUUUAUGUCAACAGUGAGGCAAGACACCAUGGCAGACCAGGACAGUCUCACCCAGUCCCCAACCUGGAAGAAACCCUCGGACAUCAUGAAAGUCCGUCUGAAGAAACGACGAACCAGCAGCCUCGGGAACACUCGGUUGCUAGCAGCGAAAGCCGAGAGGCGAAACCGACUCUCAAGCGGUGAAGGGGAUGUGAACCACCGUCCGGGCAAGAGGCGUAACCCCUUUGGUCAGGACGGUGCACCCCCAGCCAGACGGAGAGCCUCACAGAACAAUGAUGCAGAAGAUGAGAGGGGAGACAGGAGAUCAGACGAAUACAGAGAAGACUCUCCCUCCAUGGGGCAAGAAGAGGGAAUGGGCGGAGUCAGAGGAGAAGUAGGCAGUGGGAGUGAAGUCAGUCUGUUUCGGGCGUUGGACUCUGGGGAAGAUGAGGCUGUAUUCACUGAAGGGACUGAGAGAAAAGGGGCACCAGCGACAGAGUACCAGCGAGCGCUGAGUGUCAGUAGCUCAGGGAAGACAGAAAGGCCGGACGAGGAGACGGAAACAGAGGGAGAAGCAAAACUUGAGAAAUUGACCAGUGAAUUCCUUCCCCUGGACUGGAGCAUCAAAUCCAGGGUGCGCUUCACCUCCCCGCAUCCCUUCAGCUGGAGCCACCCUCUCAAGACUACCGAGGAGGCCAGCGGGAUUUGCUCCUUUGUGAGGUGUGAAGACCUCUCGAGAGCACAGCACAAAACAUCUGAGAAUGUCUCAGCAGUGCAUAGCAAAUGGAAAGCUAGACUUCAACAGUCCCUCAUGAUGUGGAGUCACCCUCAUCUUCCCUGGGUCAAGCUGUAUCCCCGACUCACGCUACGAUCCAAAGCAACCAGUACCUCGUUUGCUGCGUUUGAUGAAUCGAUACAAAAGGACCUUAUGGCCAGUUGGUCUGAAAGUUUCCGCUCAGUGUUCUACCUCCUGAGGUCUGGCCACUGCCCCUACUUCUACCUGUUAGCCCACCAGUACACUGUACUCUUCAGGGCUGCAGGAGUGGGCGGGGUCAAACACAUACACGCCCUGUUUAACCCAACAACAAAAGGGCUUCGCGAUGCAUUCAAAGAGGAAGGCAUUGAUUUCAGCCUGCCACUGGCUAAGAUGGAUGAUCAGCAGAACAAAUCCAGAUCAGACUUGGAGGAAGAAUUCCGAGAGCAGUACAAGCAACCAUCGGAAACGGAGGGAGAGGUAUCCAAGGCAACUCUCUCAUGUGAGGCAGAUAUUGACCAGAUCCUUGCAGGAGAUGAUGAAGACAAAGAUGGUGAGGAAGAGGAGUUGGCAAUAAGUCAAGAUGACGACGCUGCCUCCUCAUGGCUGCAGAGCAUGGGAUUAGAUAAACAACACUUCCCCUCCCUGGAACCUAGCAAAGUCAAUUUGCAGCGAGAUCAUCUCAUGAGAAUCGACAACCGUCCGGAAUCCAUGGUUCUCGUCCAAGGAUCAGACACCCAGGCCCUGUACAAUUUCCUCCUCAACACCCGGACCACGGUUGCCACAACGGGCGCCACGGCGGGGAUACCACCCACCCUCCUGGCUCCUGUGGCAUUCCAGGGAGCUACACUGGACAGCGUCAAGUGGAAACCAGGCGUGAUGAAGCAAGCCGUCGGCAACAAGCUCCAAGAAUCCUACAGCUUGGAAAUCACUGGUCCCCUGCUACCUCACAACGUCUUCCACGUCUGUCAACUCCUCGACGGAACCCAAGGGGCCGACUUCAGCGGGACGUUCAACAACCACGACCCUACCCUGCCUUUCAGUCUGGUGACGACGGAGACUGCGACCGACUCAAAGACCGAAACAGGGGAGAGUUUACAAGAAGACAGUCGGGGGAAGGACAGCUUUGCAGACUACUUGGCAGCCCAGGGAGGGGAGAGGCAUGUGGGUAUUUUGAAGGAGUUUGCCUACACCGAUGGACUGUACCAGUGGUGGAAACAGUAAAAAAAAAAAAACAUUCUUAGGCUUCGUCCCAAUUACUUGGCUACGGCUUGGAAGAACACAUGGGUCUAUGGAAGGAGUGGAGUGCCGUGGCCUAGUGGUCUGGAGC